CUAGAAUGGAAGUUCCUCUUCUUGGACCACAGGGCUCCUCCUAUAAUAGGAUAUCUACCUUUUGAAGUGCUCGGUACUUCUGGAUAUGAUUAUUAUCAUGUGGAUGAUCUGGAGAAUCUUGCAAAAUGCCAUGAACAUUUGAUGCAGUAUGGAAAAGGCAAGUCUUGUUACUAUCGUUUCCUUACAAAAGGGCAGCAAUGGAUAUGGCUGCAGACGCGGUACUAUAUCACCUAUCAUCAGUGGAAUUCUAGGCCAGAGUUCAUUGUUUGUACGCACACUGUAGUAAGUUAUGCAGAGGUUGGUGCAGAGAGAAGGCGAGAGCAGGGUAUGGAAGAUUCACCACCUGCCAUCAUCUCAGAUAAAAACCAAGACUCUGUCUCAGACAGUCGCAUGCAUAAAGACAGCCUAAAGGAUGCUUUGGAAAGGUUCGAUGACAGCAGGACACCAUCACCAUCAUCAAAGAGUUCCAUCAAGUCAUCGUCUCACACAGCUGUGUCUGAUCCAUCAUCAACGCCUACUAAGAUUCCAACUGAUACCAGCACUCCUCCACGACAAGCUUUAUCUGGGUUGGACAAGAGAAGGUCAUCGAUUAGCAGUCAGUCAAUAAGUUCCCAGUCUCUUAACCAGUCAUUAACACAGCCAGUACAGAAGCAGCAAGCGACUUCCAUCCUACAGCCUGGGAUGACACAGCCCAUUUUUCAGUUCACUGCACAAUUUGGAGCCAUGAAGCACUUAAAGGACCAACUGGAACAAAGAACACGCAUGAUAGAAGAGAAUAUUCACCGACAACAGGAGGAGCUGCGAAAAAUCCAGGAACAGCUACAGAUGGUCCAUGGGCAAGGCUUUCAGAUGUUUUUGCAGCAAUCUACGCCUAGUCUAAACUUUGGGCCGGUGCAGACAUCCUCUGGAAACGGCUCCAACAUGCCACAACUGCCACAGCUUACCAUGCAGGGUCAGGUGGUUCAAACCAACCAGCUGCAGGGAGGCCUGAACACCAGCCACAUGGGAGGCUCUCACAUGCUGCAACAGCAGCCUUUACAGAACACCAGCCAGCAGGGGCAGCAGAACAUGCACAGUGGGCACUCUCAGCAGACCUCAAUGUCCAGCCAGACACCCGGGUCACUGGCUGCUCCUCUCUACAACACCAUGGUAAUCUCACAGCCAUCUACUGCUAACAUGGUACAAAUGCCAUCCAACAGGCAACAGACUAACCAG
Molecule: messenger RNA, 1215 nt
Organism: Staurois parvus
Lineage: Eukaryota; Metazoa; Chordata; Amphibia; Anura; Ranidae
Source: the annotation of a GenBank genome assembly